This is a messenger RNA of Paramecium sonneborni, 428 nucleotides long. NCBI's taxonomy places the organism in Eukaryota, Ciliophora, Oligohymenophorea, Peniculida, Parameciidae. The record is from the annotation of a GenBank genome assembly.
AUGAGGUUAAAGCCAUUUAAUUUUGAUCUCAUAAAAUAAUAUGCAAUUAAGUAAAAUGAAUUGUGUUGUGCAAUCACUUUUAAGAAAGAUUGCUUAGUUGUGAUAGCUGAAUAUUAAGGAAGAUUAAAGUGUAUUAAUAUGUAGAAGGAAAAAUUAAUCAAAUAUAAGUGUUUAGUGAACAUACUAAAAGUGUGUAUACUUUGAAUUUCAUGAUGAAUACAGAUAAUUUUGUAUCUGGGAGUAGCAAUAAAUUAAUGAUAAGAUGGUAGGUGAACGAAAAUAUUUAAUGGAUUUGUUAAUAAAAAUUAGAUGAACAUUCAAAUUCUAUAUUUUGUUUAAUGUUGAAAAAUAAUGAUGAUCUCAUUAAAUUUGGGAGUAUGGAUUAUACAAUUAAAAUUUGGAAAAAAUCGAAUUAAUGGUUUUGCUGA